This is a messenger RNA of Colletotrichum karsti, 1815 nucleotides long. RefSeq lists its product as uncharacterized. The transcript has 4 exons. The record is from RefSeq and is a predicted model, not a curated record. NCBI's taxonomy places the organism in Eukaryota, Fungi, Ascomycota, Sordariomycetes, Glomerellales, Glomerellaceae. The coding region runs from base 1 to 1815 and encodes 604 amino acids.
AUGGUGGUCUCACUUGAAGAAGACGUGGCAGGCGAGUUCGAAACUUUUGUCAAGGACUACAUUAACCUUCAUAACUGCUUCGGCAUUGAUUACCAUGAUAAGCGACGAUCUUUUAUUCCACAGCCUGCUCUAGCUGAGUUUUGGAGCACAGAAAAGCUCAGCCAUGUUCUGUCGAAAGUGCCUGGGAUUCAGACGGAGUCUUGGAAUGGUGCUGCUGUCGAGGAUUACCUCGCGGUCUUCUCCGUUCUCGUUCUUCUUCGGCGACAUGAAACAUUUGGGCACUUCACUCACGCAAAGCUCAACGAUCAAAAGCUUCCCUUAACCACACCGGAGGAUUACCAGAACAUCGAUCCACAGCUGGAGGCUAUACUCCCGGAGUUUAUCAAACUGCAGUGGCAGUUUUGCCCUUUUUCUUUCGACAACGGCUCUGGUCACAUACCAAGACAUUUAAACCUCCAGCCUGACAUCAUUCUUCCCAUUCUGCGGAAAGUAAGGUUGAAUGUGAGCGAACACAGCUACCAAACCCAUGGACUUGCUACUAUCUACAAGGCUGAGCUGCAUCCUCUUUGUGGGCGACCCGCAGACACUGUCGUUUUGAAAGAAUACCAUGAAGGGAAUGAACAUGCGAAGAAGCUCCACGAGGCCGAGCGGAGUGCGUACGCGCAGGUUCAAUCUAGCACAGUUGCAAGUAUCAAAACAUGCUACGAGUCUUUCGAAUUAUGUGGGCGCAAUACGUUGGUAUUGGAGUAUGCUCCAGGAGGCACACUUCGCUCGACUUUUGAGGAAGAUAGACCGCCAGUGAAUGACUGGCAGCGCGAGCGAUUUUGGACAAGGAUCUUCGGUUUGUUGGAUGGAUUAUCCGCAAUUCAUAAACUCGCCGCUCGCGAAAAGCUGAAAGGAUCCCACGGGUUCGUCAGACCACAGAGCGUUAUGAUCUGCGGCAAUGUCUCAAAGGAUGCCAACGGCGCUUCUUUCAAAUUCGCAGAUAUGGGGUCAUCGUAUUUCAGCGAACGAGUUAACUAUGCGCAGCGCGAAUCGCAUGGCACGGUACCCGGAGUCGACACUUCUCGCACUAUUGUGGGCGACCUCCAGGACUUUGGUGCCAUAUUGAGCGAAGCUCUCAUUUGGUCGGUGUUCGGUGAAACAGGCCGCAUUGCUUACAAGAAGGAGCGAAUUGCCAACACACAGCUUCGGGUUUUCGACGUUGCCGAACGCUGGCACAACCGCACUAUCGAGGCAACAGGCGGUGUUGCGAAAGCUCUGAGUAGACUUAUCCUAGAGUUGGUGAAUGCUACCGGUCCCUCGCAGAUAGGCAACUACACUUCUUUCCUGGCGAAGUGGAAAAGUGUGGCCGCUAGUUUGAGGACAGACAACAUUCGGAGCGACCUGCCAGGAAAUAGGCCGCCAUGUUGGCCACGUUCUACGCAACCUUUCAUGUUAUUUGGUCAAGAUAACGCCAAAAACAUAGAGCUCGAUGGUGUUACGGACUCAGGGUAUCAUACAUUGUCCAGGGGCGAUGGCCCAAGCACCGAGGACGCAGGAACAACGAACAUGGAUUUCGACGACAAUGCAACAAUAAUGACUAACAAUGAGGCAUUGAACUUGACGCCAGACGAAAAGGAUCAAGGAGUCAACGAGUUUGCGGGGCAUCUCUACAAUGCUGUCAAAUCAGACCUCGAUGUCGAAGCUUGCAAUCCUGGUCCUGGGAGGAGUAUGCUCUCACUGUUAAAAGCCUUUUCUGUGAAGCUCGCCGCUGCUGAACCGACAGAUGAUGCAAAGUACAUCAGCACUUUCGUCAGGGCCCACCGCAAGUAA